GAACCAUCAUCAAAUCUUUCUGCUGGAGGUCUCCCAUUAAAAACUUAGCCAGGCAUGGCGCUGUGGAUUCAGGCACAGCAGCUUCAGGGGGACGCCCUUCAUCAGAUGCAAUCCCUCUAUGGCCAGCACUUCCCCAUUGAGGUGCGCCACUACUUGGCACAAUGGCUGGAGGCUCAACCAUGGGAUGCCAUAGAUCUGGAGAACCAGCAGGAUGAGUUUAAAGCCAAGCGUCUGCUGGAUGGUCUGAUCCAGGAGCUGCAAAAGAAAGCAGAGCAUCAGAUGGGUGAAGAUGGCUUUCUGCUUAAAAUCAAACUUGGCCAUUAUGCCACACAGCUGAAGAACUCAUAUGAUGCUUGCCCCCUGGAGCUGGUGCGGUGUGUCAAACACAUUUUGUACACCGAACAAAGACUUGUACAGGAAGCAUCUAAUACCAGCAGUCCAGGUUCAGGUCCGGUUGAUGGGACCCCACAGAGAUAUCAGCAAAUCAACCAGACGUUUGAGGAGCUGCGCGUUAUGACUCAGGACACAGAGAAUGACCUCCGCAAGCUCCAGCACAGUCAAGAAUACUUCAUCAUUCAGUACCAGGAGAGUUUGAGGAUACAGGCUCAGAUAGUUAGUCUGGCCAGCCUUCCUCCUACUGAGCGUGCUCAGAGAGAAGCGAGUCUGCAGAGCAGGAAGUCCACGCUAGAGACCUGGCUGACACGAGAAGCCAACACUUUACAGAAAUACAGACAGGAGCUGGCGGAGAAGCAUCAGAGGACCCUCGCUCUGCUGAGGAAACAGCAAACCGUGAUUGUUGACGAUGAACUGAUCCAGUGGAAGAGACGACAGCAGCUUGCAGGAAAUGGAGGACCAUCAGAAGGAGGAUUGGACAUACUGCAAGCCUGGUGUGAGAAGUUGGCCGACAUGAUCUGGCAAAACAGACAGCAGAUUCGUAGAGUUGAACACUUGACUCAGCAGCUGCCCAUACCGGGACCCACAGAAGAACUGCUUACUGAACUCAACGCUAUUGUCACAGACAUCAUAUCAACACUCGUCACCAGCACAUUUAUUAUUGAGAAGCAGCCUCCUCAAGUGCUGAAGACCCAAACCAAAUUUUCAGCAACAGUUCGGUUGCUGGUUGGAGGGAAGCUCAAUGUCCAUAUGAAUCCUCCACAGGUUAAAGCCACCAUCAUAAGUGAACAGCAGGCCAAGGCGAUACUCAAGAAUGAAAACACCCGCAAGAGUGAAAGCAGCGGAGAUAUUCUAAACAACAAUUGUGUGAUGGAGUAUCAUCAAACCACUGGUAACCUGAGUGCACACUUCAGAACCAUGUCUCUGAAACGUAUUAAGCGGUCAGACCGUCGUGGUGCAGAGUCAGUAACUGAAGAGAAGUUUACGAUUCUUUUUGAGUCUCAAUUCAGUGUGGGAGUAAAUGAACUUGUGUUUCAUGUGAAGACAUUAUCCCUGCCUGUUGUGGUCAUCGUUCAUGGGAGUCAAGACAAUAAUGCAACAGCGACAGUAUUGUGGGAUAAUGCUUUCUCUGAGCCGGGUCGAGUGCCAUUUGUGGUGCCUGAUAAAGUGGUGUGGCCACAGCUGUGUGAGGCUCUUAAUAUGAAAUAUAAAUCAGAGGUUCAGAGCGACAGAGGCCUUUCAGAAGAUAAUCUGGUGUUCCUCGCUCAGAAAGCCUUCAGCAGCUCCAGCAACAAUCCUGAGGACUACAGCAGCAUGACCAUCACCUGGUCUCAGUUUAAUAGGGAGAGUUUACCAGGCAGGAACUUUACAUUUUGGCAGUGGUUUGAUGGAGUCAUUGAAUUAAUGAAAAAACAUCUAAAGUCUCACUGGAAUGAUGGAGCGAUUUUGGGUUUUCUGAACAAGCAGCAGGCUCAAGACAUGUUGAUGUCCAAACCAAAUGGCACGUUCCUCCUGCGCUUCAGUGACUCUGAAAUUGGAGGAAUCACUAUUGCAUGGGUCGCAGAAAACCCGAACAAAGCAGGGGAACGGAUGGUUUGGAACUUGAUGCCCUUCACUACCAAAGAUUUCUCCAUCCGCUCUCUGGCCGAUCGAAUCAGUGAUCUGAACCAUUUGCUCUUCCUCUAUCCCAGUCAGCCCAAAGAGGAAGUCUUCUCCCGUUACUGCACACCUCCAAACUCUAAAGCAGUGGGGGAUGGAUAUGUCAAACCAGAGAUCAAGCAGGUGGUAAAGGUUGAGUUUUCCUCACCCAAUCCUGAACCAUCUCCUGGGAAUUCUUUUAUGGAUCAUGCAGCAUCUCCCACCGUGAAUCAACACCAUAACUUCACUAUCUAUCCAGCAAUGAAUGACACCAUGAUAGACGCAGAGGGAGAAUUUGACCUGGACGAGACCAUGGACAUGGCCCGACAGGUGGAGGAGUUUCUCAGGCAACCCAUGGAAACCACGUGGAGUGGACAACAGUCGUGACCUUUAACCUUGUGAUCUCUCAUCCCAACUACACAAACUCAAUGGUUCUAUUCCAUAAUUUCAUCUUAAGAAAUGUGAAAUGUUUGUCUUAGCUGAUCAGUGGAUGUUUAUCUGCCUUUGCUUUUCAUAAUAGUUUGAUGUGUAAUUUCCUAUUAACCAGCAAAACAUAGUAGAGUGUCAUGUACACUGAUGAUGUGGACUUCUAUUUAGCUGGAUAUGAAUGGCUGCUUUUCUAGUCUAAUGUUGGUUUGCUACUAUUAUUAACUUUUACUGCUUUUGUUAUAGGCAUCUUAUAACUAUUUUAUGAUGAUCAAAUCUUUAAAUCAAUUCAGACGGUUAGCUCUUUAAAGACAUUUGAGCUCUCUGUGUAAUUUGUCCACCUUUAGUUCAAUUUCUUUAUACCUGCAGUGUGGCAUUUUUAUGGUGACCCAGUGGUUCAGAAAAUAAAAACAAGCAAACAUAACAGAAUCAAGCCACAACACAAAAAUGCUCCAGUGCACCGGAUUUAUUAAUUAACUACUAACUGGCUAAGGCUAAUUAUAUCCACAUUUUUGUUAGUAACCUGUUGAUUUUCAAACCUUAAAUAAUGUAGCAUUUUCUUAAAAUAUCCACAUAUGUGAAUUCUGUAUUGUUAAAAUUGUAUGUAUUCCCUUUCUAUUAUUGGAAUCUGAUUUAAGCUGUGUUUGUAGGAGUGUGUAAACAAUUGUCAUUAUCGAUAGCGCAUCCUGAGUUCAAGUCCCAGCUUAUAGACCUUCCCACCCUCCACUAGAACUUUGUUUUCUUUUUUCUAUCACAUAAAAAAACAUUGGCUAAAAGAAAUGUUUAAAAAAUCUUAAGGUGCUUCUCCACAGCAUGGCAGUUUGGUUUGUUAUGGCUCAUUUUGGGGGCCACUAUGUUCCAUACCUAGUACCAAGUACUUUAUAACUACAACCUUAGGUGACGUUUUAAGUGAGCUGUAUCAUUCAUCACCACACUUCCAGACUCAUUGGAAUUGUGACACGAGACACAAAACCUGCUAUAUAAAUUUGCAGAUGCAGCAAAA
Molecule: messenger RNA, 3460 nt
Organism: Danio rerio (zebrafish)
Lineage: Eukaryota; Metazoa; Chordata; Actinopteri; Cypriniformes; Danionidae
Gene: stat5b
Product: signal transducer and activator of transcription 5b
Biological process (GO): epithelium development; regulation of DNA-templated transcription; cell surface receptor signaling pathway
Cellular component (GO): nucleus; cytoplasm
Molecular function (GO): DNA-binding transcription factor activity; DNA binding
Source: RefSeq, marked validated